AUGUGCCAGGAGUCAGCCGGCGAGCCAUUUUCGGACGGGCAGCCUGCGGCGGAUACCCCGGAGCCUUCGGAGACCACAUUGAAAGCGAAGCUGGGGAGGGGAAGUGUGCACUUGCAGAAGGCUGCAAAAACGAACAAGCACGAGACUGCUUCUGGCGACUCUGCCGCUGGCUGGUGUGCACGGCGACAGCAUGCAGCUGAGGAAGAGGAACAGAACGCCCAGGAAGCAGAGGCUGGCGAUCAGUCACUGAGCCGGUGGUGCACACGGCGUCGGCGUACGACCGAAGAGGAGGGCCAGACCCUGGUGGACUCUGCAGCUGAUGCAGAGGCGGCUGCUGCAUCAUCCCGACAGGCAGCUUUUUCAGGCCGUCGUUCCUGGUCCCCUCGUGAGGACCAGGCUCAAGCAGCGGUGCUUGCUGCGGAAUCUCCAGUCGAUGCCGAGGGCGAGGAGGAGGAGGAGAUCCAGCAACUGGGCUCGGAGGGCUGGCGAUGCUGCAAGCGGCGUCGACUCGAGGAGGCUGCGGAUACGCCGGAGGAUGAUGAGGAGCUAGAAGUCGAAGACGAGCCUCCCGCAGAUGUGGAGGAGGAUGCAGAUCCGGUCAGCAUCGGAGACGUUGAGGUGCUUGAAACUGCCUCGGCGGCUGCAGCAGAAGUAAGGGAGGAGCCAACAGAUGCCGCCGAAGCCGCCGAGGACGGCGAGGUCGCCGAGGCUGUCGACACCCAGCUGGCCGCCGACGGCUACGAGGAUGAGGAGAUCGAUGCCACACUCCCCGACUUUUCGCUCCCCGACUUCGCCCUGCCGGAGGACGAUGCCUGA
Messenger RNA from Symbiodinium sp. CCMP2592, 816 nucleotides. Lineage: Eukaryota; Dinophyceae; Suessiales; Symbiodiniaceae. The record is from the annotation of a GenBank genome assembly.